UUCCCCGCGCUGUGCACCAAAGGGGCGGCUUGGUUGCCCUGUGCUCUUGAACGCUGCUGCUCUUGGGUCUGGAGUCCUGAGUGCGGUCACACAGGCUCCGCGGGCCAGGAAAACCCCCGGGCGGGCCCUGCAGACCACUCUGGCUAGAUCGCUAGGCGGGAUUGAGCCCGCCUCCCACCCAUACUGUCUUGCGCUCCUGCUGGGUUCUGGCUGCGCCCAGCUCGGCAGUGCUCUUCCUCCGACCUGGGCUGUCGUGGAGCAGAAUGUGUGCUUCUCUGAAGUCCCGCCACCUUGGGGAGGCCCCUGAGAUUUAAAAAGCAAAACAAAACUGCAGGACAGUUUCUGGGUUCCCAUCCCUUCUACCAAUUCCCACCACCAGCUCCAGAUCACCUGUCAUACAAGAGGUCCAGGACCACGGCAGUGAUCUGCUUGGGAAAUAGCCUGAUGUUUUGAAAUUGAGAUGUCCACUCUUCCUCAGAGGGAAGCCACAGCACCUACUGCGUGUUCAGGCUCAACCUCUUCUCAGGACAUGGAGAAUGGCUAUGGUGAUGUUCUGCAAGGAGAAUGCCUCAGAAAGCCAGACUGCAAGCAGUCCAAACUCUAUGGAGUGGGUGACCCCAUGGCCAUGUUCUCCUCUGACAGCUCCUGCCUGUCCUCUAGAGGAAGAGUCAUCAAAUGGUUCUGGGACUCAGCUGAGGAGGGCUACAGAACCUACCACAUGGAUGAGUAUGAUGAGGACAAGAACCCCAAUGGCAUCGUUAACCUGGGCACCAGUGAGAACAAGCUCUGCUUCGACCUUCUGUCCAGGCGGCUGACACAGAGUGACAUGCUUCAUGUGGAGCCGUCUCUGCUGCAGUACCCUGACUGGAGGGGACAUCUGUUCCUCCGGGAAGAAGUGGCAAGGUUCUUGUCUUUCUACUGUAAGAGCCCGGCACCCCUCAAACCAGAGAACGUGGUAGUUCUGAAUGGCUGUGCCUCUCUCUUUUCUGCUCUGGCCACAGUGCUGUGUGAGGCAGGAGAGGCUCUCUUGAUCCCCACCCCUUACUAUGGAGCCAUUACCCAGCACGUCUAUCUCUAUGGCAAUGUCCGACUGGCCUAUGUCUACCUGGACAGCAAGGUAACUGGACUGAACACACGUCCCUUCCAGCUCACAGUGGAGAAGCUGGAGAUGGCCUUGCAAGGAGUUAAUUCUGAGGGUGUCAAGGUCAAAGGCCUCAUCCUCAUCAACCCCCAGAACCCUCUGGGUGACAUCUACUCCCCUGAAGAGCUACAGGAGUUCCUGGGAUUCGCCAUGAGGCACCAACUGCAUGUGAUCAUGGAUGAAGUUUACAUGCUGUCCGUGUUUGAAGAGUCUCUUGGGUACCGCAGUGUCCUGAGCUUGGAAAGGCUGCCUGACCCCCAGAGGACACAUGUGAUGUGGGCCACCAGCAAAGACUUUGGGAUGUCUGGACUCCGCUUUGGCAUACUGUACACAGAAAACCAGCAUGUGUCUACUGCCGUGGCCUCCCUCUGUCGCUACCAUGGCCUCAGUGGCCUGGUCCAACACCAGAUGGCACAGCUGCUCCGGGACCAUGACUGGAUCAGCCAGGUGUACCUGCCAGAAAACCACGCCCGACUCAAGGCUGCCCAUACCUAUGUCUCAGAGGAGCUCAGAACCCUGGGGAUCCCCUUCGUGAGUCGUGGGGCAGGCUUCUUCAUCUGGGUUGACUUGAGAAAGUACCUUCGCAAAGGCACAUUUGAGGAGGAGGUGUUGCUCUGGCGCCAAUUUUUGGAUAACAAGGUGCUGCUGUCCUCUGGGAAGGCCUUUGAGUGCAAAGAACCCGGCUGGUUCCGGGUGGUCUUCUCAGACAAGGAGAACCGGCUCUGCCUGGGGAUGCAAAGGAUGCGGCAGGUGCUUGAAAGGCAAUCUCAAGUGGUAGAAGAUACCUCUCCCUGUCACACUCAGGAGCCAAGUACCCAGCCCAUAUGAGCAGGCCAUUGCCUCACAAGCAGCCACUGUCCUCAUGACCUGGACAUGUAGAGUCACGGAGCAUUGAGUGUGGAUGUGCCAUUUGUCUGUAGGAUUUUGUCACUUGGCUUUGGCCUUGAAGAACUGUUUCUGGCCCUCCCUGCUGGCAGUUUAAACUGGUGCUUAUUCUGGGCUGUUGCUGUCCUCUAUUCAGUGGGAUUGGGACCAGCCAGGUAUCUGUGCUGUGAAUAGUGUACAGAAUGGGAAGUCGUGACUGCUCCUCACCACAGCUCCUCCCUAGGACACAAGAGUAAAUAAGUAACUGUUCA
Messenger RNA from Peromyscus californicus insignis, 2277 nucleotides. It is a transcript of the gene Accs, whose product is annotated as 1-aminocyclopropane-1-carboxylate synthase homolog (inactive). Lineage: Eukaryota; Metazoa; Chordata; Mammalia; Rodentia; Cricetidae. The transcript has 16 exons. The record is from RefSeq and is a predicted model, not a curated record. Gene Ontology annotation, molecular function: pyridoxal phosphate binding; transaminase activity. Gene Ontology annotation, biological process: amino acid metabolic process; biosynthetic process. Bases 461 to 1969 code for a protein of 502 amino acids.